AAAGAAGAAUUAGAAACAAGUAAUAAAAGACAUGAAGAAACGAAAGUACCGCCCGUUUCCUUCUUACAAUUAUUCAAAUAUGCUAAACCAAAAGACAAGGUAUAUAUGGGCAUCGGUUUUAUAGGAGCACUGGUAGCCAGCAUGUCAUGGCCUUCGCUCAACAUAUUGUUUGGAUCCAUUGUCGAUGUCUUUGUGAACUACGAGAGUGGCAAACGUCAGACAAACAAUACAAAUGCCAUCACAGCUGAUGAAUUCAUGAAUGAAAUAUAUACCCUGAGCACUAUUCAAUUCGGUGCAUGGAUUCUCAUAACUCUGGCCAACUUUAUUGUCAUGACUUUAUUUCCUUUGGCAGCUUUAAAUCAAAUCCAUACCAUUAAGAUUAAAUACUUUCAAUCUGUUCUCAAACAAGAGAUUUCAUGGUUUGAUUCAAAAUCUUCAGGAGAUUUUGCUUCCAGAGUCUCAGCAGAUCUCAAGCGUGUUGAGGACGGACUCAACGAGAAGUUAGGUCUAGCCAUACAGACAGUCGGAGCCGUUGUUUUAAACCUGAUAUUUGCCUUCUCUUACGGAUGGAAACUAACUCUCGUUGUGUUAGCCAUCGCUCCGUUCACUGCAGUGGCCACUGGUGUCAUGAAUAAGGUUCAGGCAUCGUUUGCUCGCAAAGAGAUGGAUUCGUACGCAUCGGCCGGUAAUAUGGCCGAAGAGGUCAUAUCCAGCGUACGUACUGUUUAUGCAUUCGGCGGAGAAGCCAAAGAAGUGGACAGAUAUGAGACUAAUUUAGUGCCGGCGAUGAGGAGUGGAAUCAAAAGGAAUUUUAUUACAGGAUUGGGAAAUGGAGUCCUCUAUUCCACUCUAUAUUUAGGGAUGGCUUUAGGAAUUUGGUUUGGAGUCAAACUCAUCAUUGAAUCAAUGGAUGAAAACUCAAAUGAAUAUACCAUUGGAAAGGUUACAAUCAUAUUUUGGUCGGUAUUAAGUGCUGGAUAUAAUAUAGGAGCUGCUGCCCCACAUUUUGAGGCGAUCAAUAUGGCGAGGGGAACGGCUGCUAUGAUUUUUGAUAUCAUAGAAAGGAAACCAAAAAUAGAUAUCUCUUCAGAAAUUGGAAAAAUACCUCAAAGUUUGACAGCAGAUAUAGAAUUCAAAGACAUUAACUUCAGUUAUCCAAUGAGACAAGAAGUACCUAUUUUAGAGACAUUUAACUUGAAAAUAAAAGCCGGAGAGACGGUAGCUCUGGUCGGGCCUUCUGGAUGUGGAAAGUCUACACUCAUUCAACUGAUUCAAAGAUUUUAUGAUCCAUUAUCUGGGAGUAUACUCAUUGACGGACAUGAUAUUAAAGAUUUAAAUCUUGGUUGGCUUAGAGAGCAGAUCGGUGUUGUGGGUCAGGAGCCGGUCCUCUUUGACACAUCCAUUAAGGAGAAUAUUAGUUUGGGUUCACACACGGGAAAUGUCACUCAAAAAGAUAUAGAAGUAGCAGCUAUUGAGUCAAAUGCUCACGAAUUUAUCAGUAAAUUACCGGAUAAUUACUCGACAUAUGUUGGCGAUAGAGGCGCACAGCUAUCGGGCGGUCAGAAGCAGAGGAUUGCAAUCGCCAGGGCUUUGAUUAAUAGACCGAAGAUAUUAUUGUUAGACGAGGCCACCUCUGCCCUCGAUAUGCAGUCCGAGGCAUUGGUUCAGACAGCGCUGGAUAAGGCCUCGAAGGGAAGGACUACUAUAAUAGUUGCCCACAGAUUGUCUACUAUUGUUAACUCAGACCGAAUCAUAUUUAUAGAAAAUGGUCGGGUUUCAGAAAUGGGAACUCAUAGAGAAUUGAUGGAUCAAAAAGGAUUGUAUUUCAAUUUAGUAAUCACUCAACAAAUGAGUAAAAAUCAUAGAAUUGAAAACAUAAAACAACACCAUUUGGAUGAUGUAGACCUCGAUCCCAUGUCUUAUAAGAGGACCAUAAGUGUAAUGAGCAGUUCCGCCAAUUCUGCACUCAAUAGUAUAGUUAACGAUAAUAAAGAAUCAGAAGAAGAAGGAAUUAAGGAUUUUCCUCAAACAAGACUAUUGAAAAUGCUUGCAGUCGACAAAUAUUACAUAUUUUGUGGCCUCAUUUGUUCAGUACUCUAUGGACUCGUUGUUCCCCUCUAUUCCUAUUUAUUCGGUCUAUUAGUUGCAGUGUUUGCUGAAGAGACAAAUGUGGACACCAUUUGGGAUAAAUCUAUUAGUUAUGCCCUCUAUUAUGUUGCUAUUGCUGUCGGCGUUGGCAUUGUUUCGGUCACUCAAAUAACAAUGUUAGGCAUUGCGGGGGAGAGACUGACAAUGAGGUUAAGAAAGAUGGCAUUUGCGGCUAUUUUGAGACAAGAGAUCGGAUGGUUUGACAAAAUCGAGAACAGCACCGGAUCUCUAUGUGCAAGACUUUCGUCAGAUGCGGCCAAUGUUCAGGGUGCAUCCGGUUCCCGAAUGGCUAUUAUAUGUCAGGCGUUCACCACAUUUGUCACGUCAGCCAUUGUGGCCUUUAUUAUCAAUUGGAGGCUAAGUCUCGUUACCUCGGCGUUCAUCCCUUUCAUAGUAAUUGGCGGCGCUUUUGCCGCUUCCGUCGAUAACAAUGAAAUGAAGAGUAAUAAAGAGGCGAACGAGAAGUCAUCGAAGAUUGCAUUGGAAGCCAUCGGAAGUAUCCGUACGGUUGCGUCACUCCAUCAGGAAAUCUAUUUCUUCUCAAAAUAUUCAGAAAUUCUUGAAAACAAAUUGAAGACAUCUAAACGGAAGUAUUAUUUACGAGGAGUUCUGCUGUCAAACGCAUUGAGUAUUUUAUUAUUAGCCUAUUCUGUGGUCUUCAUAUACGGAGGAAUAUUAGUGACAAAAGAUCUCAUAAAAUCUGGAGAAUUCUUUAUUGUAAUCGAGACCCUUAUAUACGGCGCCUCAUCUGUUGGUCAGAGCACAGUCUUCGCGUCCGACUACCAGAAGGCAAAGUCUGCGGCCAUUAAUAUGUUUAAAUUGAUUGACAGAAAACCAUUGAGUGCUACAAACAGUUUACUCGUUACCGAAAAACCAGACAAAUGUGACGGAAAUAUCACAUUCAGGGGCUGUUUCUUCAAUUAUCCCAAUAGACCCGACGCUCAGAUUCUGAAUGGACUGUCAUUUAAAGUAAGCAAAGGGGAAACGGUAGCACUUGUCGGGUCAAGUGGUUGCGGAAAAUCCACAACAAUUCAAUUAUUGGAAAAGUUUUAUGAUUUAGAUCAUGGAAAGAUUUUUAUGGACGGAAAGAAUAUAAAUUCAUUGGACACCCAAUGGAUGCGCUCACAAAUGGCACUCGUAUCACAAGAACCAAAUCUAUUCAGUUAUAGUAUUCGUGAAAACAUCGCUUACGGCGAUAACUCACGUGUUUUGCCGAUGGAUGAGAUAGUGUCGGCCGCACAGAAGGCCAACAUUCAUAACUUCAUUAAAGACUUACCCAACGGUUACGACACAAUAUGUGGGUCAAAGGGCGCACAGCUCUCGGGUGGACAAAAGCAAAGGAUAGCAAUCGCGAGGGCUUUGGUCAGAAAUCCACAGAUAUUACUAUUAGAUGAGGCGACCUCUGCUUUAGACACCGCAUCUGAAAAAUUAGUUCAGGACGCUUUGGAUGAGGCCUCGAAGGGAAGGACAUGUCUAGUGAUAGCACACAGACUGACAACCAUUCAAAACGCCAACAGAAUUGUUGUCAUUCAAAAGGGUCUUACCGUUGAGGAGGGAUUACAUGAAGAAUUAAUUGAUAAAAAGGGAUUUUAUCAUGAAUUAUAUAAAACUCAACCACAAUAUUUGUCAUUUAAAGCAAAAGAGUUGAAUGAGAAAAAGAUAUUUUUGUUCACUGUUCUGUUGGUUGUGAUUAAUGCUAACGAAUCGCAAAAUGAAAACUUUGUGGAGAUUUCAAACGACAGUGACUUAGAAACAGACGCUUCGGACUUAUCAGUGGCUGAGACUAAAGUGGUUGCGGGAGGAAAGGGAGCCGCAGUUGUGGCCAAAGCCGCCGGCAAGAAGGGCGGAGCGGCUGCUGUUAAAGCCGGCAAAAAGGCUGGAGUGGCGGCCGGAGCCAAAGGUUUCAAAAAGGGAGCAUUUGCUGCGGGAAAGGCUGCCGGUGCGGCUGGAUUUAAGAAAGGCAAAAAGGGUGGCGCUUUCGGUGCCGCCGGCAAGAAGUUCAAGAAGUUUGGCAAAAAGGGAGCAUUUGGUAAAGUAGGCGCCGCCGGGUUUAACAAGAAGUUUGGAGCCAUUAAGACAUUCGGAAUGAAACAGGGAUUCAAAUUCGGGAAAGUCGGCGGAAAAUUCGCGGCGGGAGGGGUGGCCGGAGCUGCAGGCAAAAAGGGAGCCAAGUUUGGAGCUGCCGGUGCGGCCGGUUUCAAAAAGGGAGCUAAAGCCGGUAAGAAGGGAGCGGCGGCUGCCGGUGGAGCCAAAGGUGUUAAGAAAGGAUUCGCUGCGGGAAAGGUCGCCGGGAAGAAAGGAGGAGCCGUUGGCGCUAAAGCUGUGGCCAAAAAGGCAUUUGCAAAGGCCGGCAAAGGAAUCGGACGUUAA
Molecule: messenger RNA, 4518 nt
Organism: Oppiella nova
Lineage: Eukaryota; Metazoa; Arthropoda; Arachnida; Sarcoptiformes; Oppiidae
Source: the annotation of a GenBank genome assembly